Molecule: messenger RNA, 2201 nt
Organism: Cladophialophora immunda
Lineage: Eukaryota; Fungi; Ascomycota; Eurotiomycetes; Chaetothyriales; Herpotrichiellaceae
Exons: 2
Coding region: 460-1860 (466 amino acids)
Molecular function (GO): NADH dehydrogenase activity
Source: RefSeq, a predicted model, not a curated record
UGCCUCUUUCGGGUCCAUCGCAGGCCAAAUGACGUUCUAUGUAUGGAGCGCUGACCAAGGCUCCUGCAUCCUGCUGAGGUGAAGUAUGACCGAACAGAUGCACCCCGGGCUUGCAACGGUUCCCGACCUGUUCCUUGAUUCGGUUUGGAAGAAUUCUCCUCUGAUUGGCUGCUCUGCAACGUUCCCCUAGACCCAUGGAACUGGGCGCGUCGCCACGGCGUCCCAAGAUUCUAGGCAGGCUUGUCAAAGUCAAUGUUCCUAUCAAGCACGGGCCAUCAGUCCAUCGACGAGACGAACGAUGGCGACCGCGUUGUGAUCUGCUAGUUAGUAAGUGAGUAAGACCAACUGGUUGCGACUCGAGCACUCUAGAGGGUGAUAUAUAUCUUCGUUUCCGUCAUCUCCAAGACAAAGUUCGUCCCCCGGGGAGAAUCGAACUAUAUCAGGCGCCCUGUUGAAGCAAUGGCGGCCCCGAACAAACCUCGCAUCGUCAUCGUCGGCUCUGGCUGGGCAGGCUUUUACCUCGCCGAGAACAUCGAUCUCAAUGCCUAUUCCAUCACCUUGAUCUCCCCGCGUCGUACGUCGGCAUACACGCCGCUCCUGGCCUCUGCGGCGGUAGGUCUGUUCAACUUCUACCUGGCCGAGGAACCGGUCCGCAGCAAAUCGCGGUCCGCACUGCGCUUCAUCAAAGCCAACGUUCUCGACGUCAAUUUCCAGACCAAGACGUGUUGCUGUGCGCCGGCCUUUGAGGAAGACCCGCGACUCGCCAACGACGAAUUCGACGUCGAGUAUGACUAUCUAAUCUUGGCGCCCGGAUGUAUGCCGAACACGUUCGACACGCCCGGCGUAGCGGAGAACGCCAUCUUCAUCAAGAACGUCUCGGACGCGAUGAGAGUGCGCAAGACGCUCUUUGAUCUGCUCGAGAAGGCCUCGCUUCCCAACGUGUCCCCCGAACGGGCGCGCGAGUUGCUCCACAUCGCCAUCGUCGGCGGGGGUCCCACCGGCAUCGAGCUCACGGCCGAGCUGGACGAUUUGUGCCAGGACGAGCUGCGGUACACCUACCCACUCGUCGCGCAGUACGUGAGCAUCUCCGUCUACGACGUGGCGCCGCACAUCCUGAGCGCGUACGACAACAAGCUGCACGAGUACGCCGCGAGUCAGCUGGAGCGGCGCCACAUCGACGUGGCGCCCAACACGAGGAUCGAGCGGGUCGACGACCAGGCGCUGUACAUCAAGGACAAAGGCCGUGUCCCCUACGGGAUGCUGAUCUGGGCGACGGGCAACAAGCAUGUCCCGCUGCUGGACCAGAUCGACGUCAAACUGUCCCAGCGGGGCCUCAAGCGCGUCUUGACGGACGACCACCUCCGGGUCUUCCAGAACGGAGACAUCGGCCAGGUCCACGACGGGGUCUUUGCCCUCGGCGACGCAGCCGACGUCGAAGGCGCGUCCCUCCCGACCACGGCCGAAGUCGCGGUCCAAAAGGCGCAGUACCUCGUGCAGAACUUCAACGCGCUCGCCAAAUCCCGGGCCAAGAAGCCCGCUGGCUCGCCGCCACCACCACAACAACCACCACCCUCCGAGCUAUCCUCUACUACCGCUACCGCUAACGCUCCCGCCGAGAGCAGCACCGCCUUCAGCAGCCCGUUCGCGUACUCGCAGAAACAACUGGUCUCGUACAUCGGCGCGCACGACGGCGUCAUCGCGGGCAAGGGCCCCAACCACGAGGGCUGGACGGGGCGGAGCGCCUGGCUGGCCUGGCGCAGCGGCAGCCUGAUGUGGAACCGCAACUGGCGCAGCCGGGUGGUCAUUGUCUUCACCUGGGUCCUGAACCGCGUGUGGGGGAAGGAGAUUGCCCGCAUGUGAAAAGACGGAGUGUUACAAGGAGGUGCGAAGAAAGAAGAAGAAGCAGGCGGGGCGGGGUGAGGGAAAAUAACGGGACGGGAAAAAGGAAUAACGGGCGACUUACUACUUACUAUUUACUCCUUGCUACGGGGUCUUAUGGGUCUUAUUGGUCGUAAUGAAUUGGAUGAUGGAGGCAGUCUCGCGGACAGAACGCAACUCACUUACGAACAUUGGUCUCGUUGGCUCCACUAAUGAAUACGAAGCAGAAACCCAAAGGGACACAGACUGUAGAGCAGGACAGAAACAGAACAACAGCAGUCAUGAAAGAGCUGCCAACUCAAGAGUCACCCGUUGGUCCCUAC